Gordionus sp. m RMFG-2023 is the source of this 1193-nucleotide messenger RNA. RefSeq lists its product as uncharacterized. The coding region runs from base 101 to 1069 and encodes 322 amino acids. The record is from RefSeq and is a predicted model, not a curated record. NCBI's taxonomy places the organism in Eukaryota, Metazoa, Nematomorpha, Gordioida, Chordodea, Parachordodidae. The transcript is spliced from 4 exons.
GCUGGUUGAACUAGAGGGCGAAAACGUUCUAUAUCACGUAUAUUUCAAUAAUAUAAAAGAGUUUGAUUUGUUUUACUGAUUAUAUUAGUAUUUAGAUUAGAUGUCUACCAUGAAUACUUAUACCAACGAUUCUCCUAUUCAUGAUUCAGGGAAACUACUAAAACAAAUACACAACAAAAAUAUUGAUCAUUAUUACACUGCCAAAAGUGGAAGUAUGUCAAUUUCUUCACCAACAUUUAAUCAGCAUCAAAAUAUUAACAAAAAUAAAAUAUUAUUUGAAUCUUCUGUGAAUUCCCACAAUUAUUUUAAAGCGAAUUCUAUGCCAUUUCCUAUGCCACCCUUCACAAAUUUAACCCUUAAUAAUAUUAACAAAAAUGCUAGUUAUAGUACAAACAACAAAUUAGACUACCCAUUUCCUCCAUUUUUGACAGAUACUCUUAAUUUAGGUCUUAGUUUGAUCCCACCUAUCAGAAGAACUGCUUCUAUUUUUAAACAACCUGUAACUAAGAUCACAAAUCAUGCAAAUACUGAAAAUCUUAGUGAUUAUAAAAUAAAUACAAAAUCUAUCAAAGAUAAACCAAAACAAUUAUUGUGGAUUAAAAGAACACAAGGGACUUUUAACUCUAUUAUACACAAGAAUGGUGAGCCAUAUAAGAUACCACCAUCAUCUUAUCACAUAUCAAAUAAAAUAAAAGCCAUAUUACCUUCCAUUCAAACUUCUUUCAAGGAUGAAAUAGGUAGCCAAGAUUCUUCUUUAUUUCGAGAUAUAUCUUCUCAUCUUCACAUGAACACUUGGAAAUUUUUACCAGUGGUAGGCCAAAGGAAAAUAUAUCAGCACGUUAUGACCAAAAAAAAACAUGAAUUAAAUAUCGAUGGAAAUAUGAAUGGUUAUGAAACAAUUAAAGCAGACACUACUUUGGCAUGUCUCUCUUUUGUCGACUCAAAUCAGCCACUUAUCGAACCUUAUGAAGCUUUAGAUGAGGAUAUUAAAAAACAAGAAUGCAAAGUACUUUAUUUGAGAAAAAGAUUGACAAAAUUGAUCCAAAAAUUAGAAGUCCUAUCUCAUUAAUACCUAAGAUUAUUAUUAAAUUAAUUUUCGAUUAUGUAAAUAUACUAUAAAAACUAUCUAUUUUAUAAUUUACACAUUAUUUUUUUUAUAACCUAACAAGUAAAUUAUAUUAAUGUAAAUAUGU